UUUAUAUAUAUAAGUUUUUAAAAGUUAUGAUAAUGUGUUGGGGCUGAAGGGGGGUAUUUGCCCAGGGCACCACACAAGCUAGAACCACCACUGACUGCAAAAGGCAAGUUUUAUCAUUGGUUUAUGAAGAGAAAGAUAGACAUCCAAAUGAAACAGAAUAUCAGUGGAAAUUAAGGAUUGCCGUAUGUUCCUGGUGGGGAGAGAGAGAGGAGGGCCGAGCAGGGCCUCAAUGACAUCUCCACACAUGUCAGCACAGCACAUUGGACAGCACAGCCCUGCCCUCAGAACCAAAGCACAAGAUCAACAAGGGCAAAGCUGUUUUCUCUUUGCCCCCAACAGCAACCUGUUGUCCUUUAACGAAGGACAGUCCUCCCUCAAAACGUUGAACUGUUUUGCAAGUGCCCUCUCCAAAGGAUCCAUCACAUCUUCUCAUCUGAUACUCUAGUCUUUGGAUCUAAGUCUUUCCUCCACUCAACCAUGACCGCUUCAGUCUUCUCCAACCUUGGGUUUAUCCGCUCUCUGAAUGGCCUACUUCUGGUGUUGACUGGUUUGAGCUUGAGCAGUCCCAUCAGGUCUCCUGAGAACCAUCACAGGGCAUCAGUCGGGAGGGAUGUAGGUGAUAAUCCGCUUCUUGAUGCGCAGGACUUUCUGAGCCAAUUUCUGUCCACACUGAACCUUACAGAGCUGGGGCCCCAGCCCAGGCCCCUCGCUGCCAGUAAGGAGCCACCAGAGUACAUGUUGGAGCUGUUCAACCGAUUUGCUAAUGACCGCACUUCUGUGCCCUCAGCCAACAUGGUGCGCAGCUUCAAGAAUGAAGAUUCCUCCCCCUACAGUGUAACUGCCAGGGGUGUAAGGAUACAUCCCCUGCUCUUCAACAUCUCCAUGCCCCACCAUGAGCACAUAACAAUAGCUGAGCUUCGCCUUUUCACCCUGGUCCGGAGGGCCCAAAGACCAUACUCUGGCCUUGACUGCAAGGUGACCAUUUACAAUAUACAUGAGGGCGUUGUUUGGACAAAAGAGGUGGGGAAAGAAGGGAGAAGGAGGGAUAGAGAGGAGGUGGUGGAGAUGAGGGAUCUGGAGGAACUGGUGACAAAGCAUAUCCAUGCCAAAGAUAACAGCUGGGUGUCGUUUGACCUGACUCAUGUGGUUACGCUCUGGCGGAAAUCAGGGUGUGCAACUCACAGACUGGAGGUUCACAUUGCCUGCCUGGGGUCAGAGGAGGAAGGGGCCACACAAGAGGUCACAGAGGAGGGCGAAAGUUUGGUUGAGAUUGAUGUCGACAGGAGCUUGGAGGGAAAACACAAUGCAGUGAUGAUUGUAUUCUCAGAUGAUCAGAGCAAAGACCACAAACAGGAUAAACAAGAGCUCAACCACAUGAUUGAACAUGAGAAUGACCUUCCUGAAAACAUGGGCCGGAGCCAACAAGCUUUCUGGGGGCACGUUGAUCACAACGCUGGCCAUGCAAACCAGGACGAGCUGGACAAACAGUCCCUCAUGCAACUGCAGUCCAACCUUAUCUAUGACACACCCCCCCGAAUCCGUCGCAAUGUUAAGAGCGAGCCAUGCAAGAGGACCCCACUCUUUGUGGAUUUUAAAGACAUUGGCUGGGAUACGUGGAUCAUCCAGCCUCUGGGCUAUGAGGCGUACGAGUGCAACGGCGUGUGCAACCCACCUAUGACCUCCGAGGUCUCGCCUACCAAACACGCCAUAGUGCAGACUCUGCUGAGUGUUAAGAGUCCAGAGAGAGCAUCGCGUGCCUGCUGUGUGCCCACUAAGUUGGAGCCGAUCUCACUCCUUUAUCAUGAUAAUGGGGUGAUCACUUUCAACCACAAGUAUGAGGGGAUGGUGGUGGCAGAGUGUGGAUGCAGAUAGUCCUGAAAGUGAUGCUGUUACACAGAG
This is a messenger RNA of Seriola aureovittata, 1899 nucleotides long. RefSeq names its product bone morphogenetic protein 10-like. Gene Ontology annotation, biological process: BMP signaling pathway; SMAD protein signal transduction. The transcript is spliced from 2 exons. Gene Ontology annotation, molecular function: cytokine activity; growth factor activity. Lineage: Eukaryota; Metazoa; Chordata; Actinopteri; Carangiformes; Carangidae. Gene Ontology annotation, cellular component: extracellular region. The coding region runs from base 478 to 1872 and encodes 464 amino acids. The record is from RefSeq and is a predicted model, not a curated record.